Monomorium pharaonis (pharaoh ant) is the source of this 878-nucleotide messenger RNA. It is a transcript of the gene Pabp2, whose product is annotated as polyadenylate-binding protein 2-B. The record is from RefSeq and is a predicted model, not a curated record. NCBI's taxonomy places the organism in Eukaryota, Metazoa, Arthropoda, Insecta, Hymenoptera, Formicidae. Bases 161 to 847 code for a protein of 228 amino acids. The transcript is spliced from 7 exons. Gene Ontology annotation, molecular function: RNA binding.
AGGCCAAGUCAACCUGAAAAUCUUUGAAUUCGCUCUUUGCAUGGUGGUCGCGUCACCCUCCCGCUUACUAAUUUUCGUGAUACCGGAUCGGCAAGCGGUACAGGUCGGUCUGAAGCGAUACGUUGAUAUUUCGCACGCUCACUACAUAUAAUACGUCUAAAUGUCUGAAUCCGAUCUUUUAGCUGGUGACCAUAUUGAUGGUCUUGAUGGUCUUGAAAAUGGUCAAGAUGGAGACACUAUUAUGCAGUGUGAUGGCGUAAAACGUGAAUUGGGUGAAGCAAACGUCGAUGAUCCUGAAUUAGAAGCGAUUAAAGCACGAGUAAGGGAAAUGGAAGAGGAAGCCGAGAAAUUAAAACAACUCCAGUCUGAGGUAGAUAAGCAGAUGAACAUGGGCAGUCCACCUGGAAUUACAAGUCCAUUAAAUAUGUCAUUGGAAGAUAAAAUGGAAGUUGAUAAUCGAUCUAUUUAUGUCGGCAAUGUUGACUAUGGCGCUACAGCAGAAGAAUUAGAACAACACUUUCAUGGCUGUGGUAGUGUCAAUAGAGUGACAAUCCUGUGUAAUAAGUUCGAUGGUCACCCUAAAGGAUUUGCUUAUAUCGAAUUUGCCGAACGCGAUUCUGUACAAACUGCAAUGGCCAUGGAUGAAUCUAUGUUCAGAGGACGUCAAAUUAAAGUAAUGCCCAAGAGAACAAAUAAACCUGGUUUCUCUAUGACAAACAGGGGUCCUAGAGGUGCAAGAGGCUAUCGAGGUAUGGCAAGAGGAAUUAUUCGCGGUAGUGCAUACUUUGGUUACCGACCUACAAGACGACCUAGGAGUUACAGACGUGGUUACUAUAUGCCAUAUUGACCAUUUUAAAGUGUGACAACAUUUUGCAAAG